AUGGACCACAACCGAUCCCCUUCCUACGCCUUUGGCGCGCGUGCGAACCGUCGCGCUUCUACUCAAUUGACUAUCGACGAAGAGGGCCGGAAACCGCUGUUCUCCAAAUCGUCGAGAGAGAGCCUCGAACCCCCCAAUCCCGCCCAGACGUUGACAGCAUCCCACCGUUUUGGGUACUCACCUACGAACAAUAACAAUCCGACUGGUCGCCCACCUUCACGAGCCGCGAUUCCUCGCCCAUCGAGCUCUGCUUCGCAGACUCCGUCAAUUAACUCCAACCACUCCGUCGAGAUCAUUUCCCCGGGCUCUCGUAUACCACGGCCCAAGUCGGUUGGAAUGUUUGCCAAAGGGACAGGUGCUUCUGUUGCCAAAGCCUGGGAGCUGGCCGACGAAAACCGCGUGCACACUCUUGAGCGGGCGCGCAGAGCCUCUCCGGCCAUUGAUGCGUCCCCCAGUCCGGCCCCGCGGCCAUACAUAACCCGGCAGACUCAUGACGAAGCCAGAUCACGACGAUCUUUGGGCAAAGAUGCGGUUGAUUAUUCGCGUCCCAGACCUCUCUCAAGAUUGUCCAACGAUUCUUUGCGCGAUAACUACGUGGCGCGGUAUGGAGGUAGCCCCGGAUCGCAGAACAGCUUCUCUAGCUCUGAAAGCUUCGACCGCCGACUUACUCAAUACGAGCGCGAGAUGGAACAGACACCACGAGAGCCGGACAACCUCUUUGGCAAAGCUGUAACGGGACCCAGGAUUGCCGAGACUGGUCAUACUUUGGCAAGGCGAACCAGCAGCAGCAGCCUGAACACGGCACAGAGCCUGGGUCGGAGGGUGAGCAACAGUAGCUUAAACGGCGGCCAGAACUUGGGUAGGAGAACAAGCUACGGCAGCCUGGGCGGCAGUCCUCGCCCACCGGCCUUCGCCAAGAGCCAUGUUCCAGAAGGCCGGAUCAAGGAACUGUUGCAGCAGGAUGAAAUGGGUAUCAAGCGAUCCAUCAGCACGACUUCAACUGCAGCCGACACGCCACUCCCCUCUACCGAAGCCGCCGUCCUUCCACAGGAACCUACCCCACCGACAUCUCGGCCGCCUUCUGCGAAUCACGAACCGUUUUCACCUGAGAAGAGUUACGCCUGGCAGCUGGACGCCGAUUUCACGGCGGGAGACUUGCAGAUUUCCGACAGCCCGCGCAUAACAAUGGCCGGCACGGCAUUCGGCGAAGUCGCGAACCGUCGAAACAUCAGCAGCAGCAGUAGCCCAUACGCUGAUGACCAUAGUAGUCCUGCUGCCCCAAAAACCAAUGGGCCUUCCAGCCGGGAGUCGUCAAUCGGGGCUGCUACUAGACCUGGGCGGUCAAACAAUAGAAUUGACUUGAUUCGCCAGCGGGAAGAACAGGCCGAUGCAGAGCUUGCUGAGCAGCGGAAGCGACAGUCACUCGUUAGAAACACAAGACUGCAGGGAAUCAGCGAGAGGGAGGCCGUGGCCGAAGAUCAGAUGGGCAAGCAAUCAAGGGCGCAGCUACAUUCAUACUACCCAACUCCCGACGACGACCUACCGGUGCACGAUGAGACAAAAGAGCAGUCCCAGCCAAAAAACACGAAACUAGACACCAUACGAGCACGAGAAGCGGAGUCUCUGUCGAAGAAGGCCAUGGCUUCCAGUCGACUGGAGGAGAUUCGGGAGCAUAACUCCAUGUCAAAGUCUUUGUCGCCAGAAAGUCGGCGCAGCAACGAACACGCCAGGAAUUCGGCACCUUCUCUUGAGGAAGAUCGAGAAGAUUCGGAACUAGCGGAUGAGGAUGGUGAACAUAUACCCGAUACGCCCGUCACUAUCUACCGCAACAAUCUGGCUUCCAAGGACAGUAAGUCGCACGACACGUCACCCAAGGAUACCCGGAAGGACCUGGGAAGCCCAAAAUUUACAAGGCCUCAGACGGCACACAGGAGGGAGGACUCGAGGGACUUACUUCAGAAACUUUCGAGAGCUACUAGCAGUAGUCCUGCUCCCGAUACUCGAGGUCCGACAACGACCAUAGACCAGGCGAUGAAGCCUCACGUCGAUGAUGGUCAGAAACCAAAGGCGUUUGAAGAAGACAAGAUCGGCCAACGUGACUACGCAAGUCUUCAAAGCCACCAACGGGGCAAAUCCGAAGGUGAGAAACCGAAGGCGAUUGGCGAGGAUAAUAUCGGCCAGCGUGACUACGCAAGUCUCCGAAGCCACCAACGGGGCAAAUCCGAGGGCGGGAUCCAGGGCACGGUGGCUGCGGCGGAUACACAAAAAGAAGCUACGGAACAGGUCGCCAUGGAACCCGAAAUCCGGCGCCGCUGGAGUGAGCGCAGAAGCGAACGUAGGAUGGAGCGCCAAACCGACCCCCAACGCGAACGAACGGUGGUCCGAGAGCCCGAGUCGAGGGUUGAUCUGCCACAGCCCAGUCACAAAGAUAGCGAAGCCCCUGAGCCUGCUCAUGCUGGGAUCAUCAGCGAACCUCAGCUUAGUCCGACGGAUGGACCAAAGCCAUCGGAAACUGAAGAGAGACCGAAGUUUGCCGCGGGGUUUGGCGGGCGACGUCGAGACCUUGGCCAGCGCUCGACCGACUCUGCUAAGGACAGUCGGAAGAGCAUGGCUUCAUCGGACGGCGAUCCCACCGAGCGGAUCGCACAAGAGAUGAAUCUCUUUGCGGCUGCCGACGCACUAUCCGAACGAGGAUCGAGAGCACCGUCGGCAGCGCCUUCCACCGAGGAUGAGGAUAAGGACCUCCUAGCAGGCGAAACUCCCCGACCUACCAAGGUUGACCCGAUGUCCCUUCCUACGCCCAAAGUAACGGGCGCUUUCGUUGAGACACCCGCGACGACCCGGACCGAACGGGUCGAAGAAGACAUCAAGCCCUUGAUGAGGCCGGAACCGACGUCAGAUGCAAGCCACGGCAGACCACCAAGUCGCAGAGGCUCACGUCCUUUGUCAGGAGCACCGUCCUUUUCCAACAUAAACGAAACAGGUUCCGGAUCAAACAGUCGUGAAGUACAGAAGAAAGAGUCCGAAGGAACGACUACGACCUCGGUACUACGACGCCGCAACAGGUCAACCUCUCGGCCUCGGCCCCCCUUGACCAAUUCGGUCAAACCGCCAACUGUGAAGGAUGACCUCCUUGAGCUUCAGCGCAGACACCAAAUUGAGGACUCCACUCUGGACGACUUUGAAGAAAUGUUUAACUUGGAGAAACUUCAAAACGCGCCCUCCCCCGCGAUCGAGUCUAUGCUUGACGAGAUAUCAAUCAAGAGGGAGGAAGUCGCUGCCAAGCCGAACCUGACACAGACCGAACGGGAUCGAGAGCUGGAACAGUACGAUAGAAUGAGGAAGGCACUGACAGACGGACUUCAAAACAUACGUACGGCCAAACAAGGCAUCGAACGCUUGGAGGGGCAGGUUGCUCACGCUGAGGGCAAACAAGGAGAAGAAAAGACGGCCACGGAGACCUCGAAGAAGCAACAUACGGAAGAAGCCUCGCACCACCGUCCCCAUCCGGAUCACGCCCGUGAUUGCCCGGACUGUGUUGACGCGCCUCUGACCAAGGAGGUCUCCUACCUUCACCUUCCCGUGCCGAGCCUCUACCAGCGCAAGCCAUUCCGCCUCACUUUCGUCGGGCUAGUCUUCCUCAUCGUCUCGUUGUGGUACGCCGCCGAGUCCGCCAUGUGCGAAGUUUACUGCCGACCAGCCUCGUGCUCCUCAACACCAUGCAUCUGGUCGUCAACUGACCCGACUUGGGGUGUUGCAAUCCCAGUGAAGUUCGACGAAUGGGCUACGAAUGGCUGGGGCCGCCAAGUUGCCAACCAGUUCUCCGAGGACGCGUCGGACUUCUUUGCAGACGCCGUGGACUUCGUUACAGGUACCGACAUCACCAACGUCGACAUGAGCACCCUCGAUUUCUACGAAAGGCGGCAACACCGCCGACGCCUCCGGAAGAAGGGACUCGCGAAGAAGUCGCCUGUGGAGUCGCCGGAGGACAAGGCGAAAUGGGACGCAUGGCACGUCGAGCGUGUGGCCAACGAGAGAGUGGAAAACGCGAGGGAAAUGGGCUACGAUAUCCGUGACUUUGACGAGGUUAUUGGGGGUGAUGAGGUGGUGUGA
Molecule: messenger RNA, 4113 nt
Organism: Colletotrichum higginsianum IMI 349063
Lineage: Eukaryota; Fungi; Ascomycota; Sordariomycetes; Glomerellales; Glomerellaceae
Exons: 1
Coding region: 1-4113 (1370 amino acids)
Source: RefSeq, a predicted model, not a curated record